GGAUGCCGUCAGAGUCACACUCGAUGCGCCUACACCAUCCAUCCAUCCACACAUCCGCCAUAUGCAUGCGAGCCUUGAUGAGCUGCUACCUUUCCUGCUAAUCUUUGACCUUUCUGGCGGCGCACAUUCAGCCACAAUCACCGGCGGCACGAGAGGAGAAGGCGACGCUCAGAGAUACACAGCACCACGCUGCACAACUUGACUUGAUAGAGCGAGCGCGCGCGCUCUUGCCCCCCUUUCUCAUACCUCGUUCGGCGGUACUCGAUUCAUCUACGAGAUGUUCAGGUCAGCUCAAUCUUCUCGAGCUGAUGGGGCGAGCCAGAUCAAUGGCACACCAAGAAAAGCAGGAAUGGGUCUCUCUGCCGCUUCGGCUUCGGGCUCGGGAUCAGGGAUGGGCGUGACUCAACAUGCUACCAAAGGUCCUAGACUUUAUCCUCAUCGCCUCAACUUCUAUAUUCGGCCUCCAACGCACGAAAUCACCAUUGAACAAUUCGAGACUUGGGCCAUCGACAGAUUAAAAGUGCUUGCAGAGAUCGAAUCCUCUUCCACCCGAAACAAGUCGUGGGCAGAGACGAAGGAGACUAUCUCGGCAAUGUGCAAAAAGUAUCUGCCUUUGAGCGCCACGACGGCUGGGAUGAGCGGUGGGAUCGACCUGACCAAAGAGCGCAUGAAGGACCACGUCUCUCACUUCGUUCUCAGAUUGGCUUUUUGCAGGUCGGAGGAGCUCAGGAGACGCUUUUUGAAAGCGGAACAGACUUUGUUCAGGAUCCGGUUUGAAUCGGACGAUGCGGCCGAGAGGGACGCGUUCUUGAAGACUUUGAACUUUGAUUGGGUCUCGGUGACGGAAGAGGAAAAGAUGGCCAACAAGGCUUCCCUGCUCGCCACCAGUCCAUGGCUCACGCUCAACUAUGACAGAGAAAGCUUUUUCAAGGUUCACUGGACACGAGUCAUCGACUUGGUGGAGAAGCGACGCGUGUUCCUUUCGGGAGGUACGGCUUGGGUGCCUGCUAAGGAGCAGGGCACGCUGGUCGUUGCAGAGUUUUCCACUCGGCUAGCCAAGGAUCUCGAGCUCACCGCUCGAGCUCUACCGCGUUUAGACGAAGACGACAGACUUCUUCCCGUCCUCUCUCACCUCUCCCUCGGCUUUAUUGCGGGCGUAACGUCCGACUAUUCGGACUCUGUCAUCAAGCUCGAAGAUGGUGGUCACAUCACCGCUGCGCACAUUGAUGCGCUUGUGAGGAAACAUGCUCCGAUGUGCAUGCGAUCUCUGCACGAGAAUCUGAGGAGGGACAAGCACCUCAAACACUAUGGUCGAUUGCAGUACAAUCUCUUCCUCAAGGACCUUGGAUUACCCAUCGAAGAAGCGCUCGUCUUUUGGCGUAGGGCUUUCAGCAACAAGACGGAUGACCAGUUCAACAAGGAGUACAAGUACAAUGUUCGACACGGUUACGGACUGGAAGGCAAGAGGGUCAAUUACCCGGCAAAGAGCUGCGUACGCAUCAUUACCCAAGAUCAACCUGGUCCACAAGAUAAUCACGGUUGUCCCUUCCGGCACUACUCGCAAGGUCAUCUUUCGGCCGCACUGACGGCCCACUACGGUCUGACGCCCAACGAACAAUCCGAGAUCCUUGCGGCAGUGAAAGCUCAGCAUUAUCACGUCGGCUGCACGCGUCUUUUCGAGAUCACGCACGCCAAAAUGGGCGUCAGAAAGGGAGACGGUUUGGGCAAUGGAGAGAGCGCGAAUCAUCCGAACAGAUACUUUGAGAGGAGCUUCGAGCUGGCAAAGGAUGGCGGGCAGCAGCGGGAUGUGGAGAUGGAUGCGGAUGACAGUGUGGCUAGGGAAGACGCGAGGAGAGCAAAGUUGCAAAAAGGCGUACUGGACGCUUCGCAGAUGAAAGACGAGGUGAGUUGCAAGCGUGCUGGAUCAAGUGUCGAGCGUCCCCUUUUGGUUAUGGUGAAUAGGGCAGCAAGAGUGCGGGGGAUAGGAUCGUGCUGAUUUUCCCCACAUCCUUUGUCGAUUUGUGCCGCUGUUGUUCGCUCGCAGUUUCAAGACGAUACGAUGGACGAAGUGAGUAGAGUCGAAAGAAGUGGAG
This is a messenger RNA of Ceraceosorus guamensis, 2093 nucleotides long. RefSeq names its product DNA primase, large subunit. The transcript is spliced from 8 exons. Lineage: Eukaryota; Fungi; Basidiomycota; Exobasidiomycetes; Ceraceosorales; Ceraceosoraceae. Gene Ontology annotation, biological process: DNA replication, synthesis of primer. The record is from RefSeq and is a predicted model, not a curated record. Gene Ontology annotation, cellular component: alpha DNA polymerase:primase complex. Bases 278 to 1996 code for a protein of 572 amino acids.